AAAAAAAAACACAACGGCAAGCAAUAUGGCGGCGACUUACGUGACGCAUGAGAUCCGCGACAACUUCUUCCAUGCGCAGCGAAGUGUCGCGGCGAACAAGAUGUGCUUUGACUGCGAGCGGCGAAGUCCCAUGUGGGCGACGGUAUCCUUUGGCACGUUCAUGUGUUUGGAUUGUUCGGGAUACCAUCGGCGCAUGGGGGUGCAUGUGUCUUUCGUGCGGUCCACAGACAUGGACGAGUGGACGGAAGAGCAGUUGCUGUUGAUGCAGCUGGGGGGGAACAGCGAAGCGCGCAAGUUCUUCAAGCAGCAUGGCGUGUCCGACAUGAUGAAUAUCGACGAAAAGUACAAGUCCAAAGCGGCCACGCUGUACAAAGCGCAACUAUCGAAGAAAGUGCAGGCCGCCAAGUUUGACUCGUCCCCAUUCGCCGCAGCCACCGCGACCAAGGGCAAACCCACUGACGAGUUUGGGCUGGACAACUUGGCCAAGCUGGUCGGCACGGGGGAGGUGCCCACGAUCGCCAACGCGUACACGGCGCGCUCGGUGGCGGCGGCCGUGUCGGUGCCGGACACGAUCGCGCCCCCCGCCGCCCCGGGCCAGCUUCAAAUCCGUCCGACGGUCACACUUGGCGGGGACUCAUCUGGUCCAUCGUCCUCUGCCGCUGGCGGUCUCGGCGGGGGGUCGACCAUCACGUCCAAGCUGUCCAGUCGCAAAGCAGGGGGGGCUGGAGGCGCCAGGAAGGCGACGCGGCUCGGCGCGACCAAAGUCAAGUCGAACUUUGACGACUUUGACAGUAUUCCGUUUGAGAACGCCAAGCCGGCGGUGGCGGCUGCCGCAGCAGCUCCGUCGUCGAAUUUGUCCAAGCAAAUCGACGACGACGAAGCGCUCGCCCGUGCCAUGCAGCAAGCCGACGAAGAGGCACUCGGUCGGUCGUUCAGCCAACACGCAAGCGUCCAGCAGCAGCAGCACACCACGGCGACGUCCACGGAGUCGCUCAACAAGUACAAGAACUCGAAGAGCAUUUCGUCCGACAACUUUUUUGCCGCCGAGCACGGGUCCGUCGACCACGACAAGAUCCGCCAGUUCUCCGGGUCGCAGUCCAUCUCGAGUGACAUGUACUACGGCGACGGCCGGGCGCGGUCGGCGUCGUCGGAAGGUAUAUAUAUAUGGACGAUGAGAUUAGAAUUAUCCAUGACAAUACGCAUGCGGUGGAUGGAUGGUAGCGAGUGACCAAGCAGCGUACCAGCUGGAGCAGCUCAAGUCCCAAGUGUCAGAAAAGGCGCAACAGCUCAAGAGCAUGACGUCGACUUUCUUUACGGAUUUGCAAUCCCGCUACUCGUAGACUGUUGUAUAUCCGACGCGUUCGGAACGGACGACGUUAACAUGGUUCGUUGCUAGUCGAUUUCUACAAAGGUGACAAUAGACUUGUGCUUUUCGCCCAAA
Molecule: messenger RNA, 1441 nt
Organism: Aphanomyces astaci
Lineage: Eukaryota; Oomycota; Saprolegniomycetes; Saprolegniales; Verrucalvaceae
Exons: 7
Coding region: 26-1228 (400 amino acids)
Biological process (GO): COPI coating of Golgi vesicle
Molecular function (GO): GTPase activator activity
Source: RefSeq, a predicted model, not a curated record